GAGAAGGAGAAAGUGAUCAAGAAGACUGAAGAGGAGGAGGAGGAGGAGGCGGAGGAAAAGAGGAAGAAGAAGCAGAAAGAGGACGAGGGGGAGGACGAAGAGCUCCCGCUGGGGGUGGACGAUCUGCUGGCCAGCGGCGACCCCGUCCUCGACCUCAGCUACAAGAAGUUCCGCCGGCUCCCGCGCCAGGUGCUGGGCCUGGCGCACCUGGAGAAGCUCUACAUGUGCGGCAACCGGCUGCGGCGGCUGCCCGAGCGCGUGGCCCAGCUGCAGAGCCUGCGCACGCUGGCGCUGGACUUCAACAAGCUGGAGGACGUGCCGCUGAGCGUGUGCAAGCUGCUCAACCUCACCCGCCUCUACCUGGGCAGCAACCGGCUGGUCAGCCUGCCGCCCGAGCUGCGCAACCUGCAGGCGCUGCGCUGCCUCUGGGUGGAGAGCAACUACUUCCAGCGCUUCCCCAAGCAGCUGUACGACCUGCCCCACCUGCGCUCGCUGCAGAUCGGGGACAACCGCCUGCGCUCGCUGCCCUCCGACCUCUGUCGCAUGGAGGCCCUGCGCGGACUCUGGCUCUAUGGCAACCGCUUUGAGGAGUUCCCACGGGUUCUGCUGCGCAUGGAGGGCCUGGAGAUCCUGGACCUGGACCGGAACAAGAUCAGCGAGUUCCCCAGCCUGACGCACCUGCCCAACCUGCGCCUGUUCUCCUACGACCACAACCCCACGGAGGGGCCCCCCAAAGUGAGCGAGGAGGUGUUCCUGGUGGGGGAGGGAGCGCAGGAGGAGCUGGAGGCCCGUGAGCGACGCAUCGAGAGGCGGAGGCAACGCGAGCUGGACCGCGAGGAGGAGGAGGCCGCCGCUGCUGCCGGGGCAACCGAGGAGCCGGCCAUUCACGGGAUACUCAAGAAUUCAGGCUCCGCCCCCGGAAGCAAAGCAACCAAUGGCGGCUGCGUGCCUAACGGACAUCCAACCACAGAUGGAGGGGGUGUGGAGGGCCGAGAGCAGGAGGAGGGGGUGGGGUUUGGAGAGGGGGAGCUGGAGUACGAGGAGGGGCUAGAGUACGAGAGGGAGGAGUUUAUCUGUGAAGGGGAGGUGUUUGAUUACGAACGGGCGGCACUUGAGUAUGAGAGGGCGGGACUUGAUUAUGAAUAUGAGGAAGAGGAGGAGCCACCACAGAGGCUUUCUUCCUGCACUCUCAGACAGAAGGAGUCCCAGCGCUGCAUGGCUAGCUGGACUCGCGCUUCACUGGAUCCUGUCGUCAUUGCGUCGGCCGCGUGUGAAGGGCCUCAGACGGCCACCGCUCCCACACCAGACGCCAGCUACACGGAACCCCGUCUGGACCGCUUUCGGCUUCGAUACCAGACGGCAGCUACACGGAACCCCGUCCGCACCGCUCCCAUACCAGACGGCAGCUACACGGAACCCCGUCCGCACCGCUCCCAUACCAGACGGCAGCUACACGGAACCCCGUCCGCACCGCUCCCAUACCAGACGGCAGCUACACGGAACCCCGUCCGCACCGCUCCCAUACCAGACGGCAGCUACACGGAACCCCGUCCGCACCGCUCCCAUACCAGACGCCAGCUACACAGAAUGCCGUCCGGACCGCUCCGACACCAGACGCCAGCGAUCUAG
Molecule: messenger RNA, 1629 nt
Organism: Sardina pilchardus (European sardine)
Lineage: Eukaryota; Metazoa; Chordata; Actinopteri; Clupeiformes; Clupeidae
Product: leucine-rich repeat-containing protein 10B
Exons: 3
Molecular function (GO): protein binding
Source: RefSeq, a predicted model, not a curated record